Pecten maximus is the source of this 879-nucleotide messenger RNA. RefSeq names its product multiple epidermal growth factor-like domains protein 11. Gene Ontology annotation, molecular function: scavenger receptor activity. The record is from RefSeq and is a predicted model, not a curated record. Lineage: Eukaryota; Metazoa; Mollusca; Bivalvia; Pectinida; Pectinidae. The coding region runs from base 1 to 879 and encodes 292 amino acids. The transcript has 6 exons.
AUGACAGCGUUUCAGAAGAGCGGUCGUGGUUCGAAUGACCCCAGUCUUGCCGUGGACGGUGAUACCAGAACGUGCUCUAGUACAAAGUCCAACUCUUCUGAUAACACGUCAACCCUGUAUAACUGGCAGAUCCUGACAGGAUCAAGUCCUACCCUCCUUACCAUGCAGCGCUGCACUGUCCUAAAGGUUCACGGGGAUCGCCUCACGUCCGUGUGUGAUGGGGCGGCGGACACACCGAAUCUGUCGCGCUACGUAGCUGUGUUGAAUACCCACGCAGCGGUAGUUCUUUGUGAAUUCAGAAUUCUGUCCUGCGCCAAGUUCCGUUUCGGGGAGGACUGCGAGAUGGCUUGUCAUUGCCGUGACUUCGAGGAGGAAUGUGACAUCUUGGACGGGAGCUGUCGGUCCGGGUGUCGGGAUGGCUGGUAUGGUGAGGAAUGCCAGCUCGAGUGCCAGACUGGCUACUAUGGACCUCUCUGUAUGUCCGUUUGUGGAUAUUGUCGCCAUGGUGAAGCAUGUGAUCCUCGCGACGGCAAGUGUAUUGGAGGAUGUGACCCGGGAUGGUCUGGUGACAAAUGUGACCAAGCGUGUGUCCCAGGUUACUAUGGAGAUGGCUGUGUGGCAUGCGGAUUCUGCGCAGGGCAGUUACCAUGCGAUGUGAUAACUGGAGAAUGUCAGGCUGGUUGUGUUACGGGUUUCGAUGGCAACAGGUGUGACAUGGCAAAGGAGUUCAUAGAAUCGUCCAACAAUUAUCUAGAUUACGUGCUGCCCAUCAACUUAGUUCUGGUCGGGGGUGUGUUAACGUUCGUCCUCUUCUGCUUUGUCGUCAAGUCCAGGCGAGAGGAACUCUACCCCUACCCUCACACAAGACUACCAGAAUGA